This is a messenger RNA of Podospora anserina S mat+, 906 nucleotides long. RefSeq lists its product as uncharacterized. The transcript has 4 exons. Lineage: Eukaryota; Fungi; Ascomycota; Sordariomycetes; Sordariales; Podosporaceae. Gene Ontology annotation, cellular component: membrane; endoplasmic reticulum-Golgi intermediate compartment; endoplasmic reticulum. Gene Ontology annotation, biological process: Golgi organization. The record is from RefSeq and is a predicted model, not a curated record. The coding region runs from base 1 to 906 and encodes 301 amino acids.
AUGGCGCAAUUGCGAGCACAGGGCAGCUACGGCAUCGGCGCGCCGGCGCCCUUUGGCGGAGACAUCGAUCAGAGGGUGGAACAGAGUCCUCUGGACACCAUCCGCCAGCAAACCAGCAAGAUUGAGGAUCUUUUGGAUACCCUCAGCGAGCCUAUCAAGCCCUUCCUUCCCGCCAUUGGCCGCUUCCUCAUCGUCGUGACCUUUAUCGAAGACGCUCUCAGAAUAAUAACACAAUGGAACGACCAGCUUCUUUACCUCCAUGACUACCGUCACAUUCCCUCCGGUCUCACCCACCUCUUCCUGAUCGCCAACGUUAUCGUCAUGGCCAUCUGCUCAACCCUCGUCAUCAUCCGCCGGCAUUCCGAGUACGCCGUCUGCGGUCUUAUGGGUGUAGUUGUCACGCAGGCUCUCGGGUACGGUCUCAUCUUUGACCUCAAUUUCUUCCUGCGUAACCUGUCGGUCAUGGGUGGUCUCCUGAUGGUUCUCUCCGACUCGUGGGUGCGCAAGACCAAGGCCUUUGCCGGACUUCCCCAGCUCGAGGAGAAGGACCGCAAGAUGUACUUCCAGCUCGCCGGUCGUGUUCUGCUCAUCUUCCUCUUCAUCGGCUUCGUUUUCUCUGGCGAGUGGUCCGUUCUCCGCAUCAUUGUCAGCUUGUUGGGCCUGGCCGCCUGCGUGAUGGUUGUUGUUGGAUUCAAGGCCAAGUUCAGCGCCACCUUGUUGGUCGUCAUUCUCAGCGUGUUCAACGUGAUUGUGAACAACUUCUGGACUCUCCACGAGCACCACCCUCACAAGGACUUCGCCAAGUACGAUUUCUUCCAGAUUCUCUCCAUUGUCGGUGGUCUCCUCCUGCUGGUCAACAGCGGCCCCGGCCAGUUCAGCAUCGACGAGAAGAAGAAGGUGUACUAG